Chenopodium quinoa (quinoa) is the source of this 2996-nucleotide messenger RNA. RefSeq names its product probable RNA-dependent RNA polymerase 3. NCBI's taxonomy places the organism in Eukaryota, Viridiplantae, Streptophyta, Magnoliopsida, Caryophyllales, Amaranthaceae. Gene Ontology annotation, biological process: siRNA processing. The record is from RefSeq and is a predicted model, not a curated record. The transcript has 17 exons. The coding region runs from base 39 to 2525 and encodes 828 amino acids. Gene Ontology annotation, molecular function: RNA-directed RNA polymerase activity. Gene Ontology annotation, cellular component: nuclear RNA-directed RNA polymerase complex.
UAAGUACUGGAAGGCGGGUUUGUAAAUUAAGCUCACCAAUGAAGAUUGAAGAGGAGCCGGUUGUGCCAAAGAGUAAAAGAGAUAUUGUUUUUGAAGCACUUGAGACACUUGAAUUCCGGAAAACUUUCUUACUUUUGAAUUAUGUUGGGUGGGACAAGCUGGAGGAUGUUUCUGUUGAUCAAAUUCUGAGUUAUCGAAGUCUUGGUAUGAGAGACUUUGAGAUCGAUAUUUGGAAUAAAUUUGGCAGACCCUCCGAUAAAAAAGAGCGAGUUAAUAAGAUGAACUGGGAAACUGGAGAAAGAUACAACUACCAUUGCCAUAUUGAUUCCAGAGGGAACUGUCGCUUCAAGGGUCCGUAUCUGAACAAGGCAGCUACACUUUUGCAGAAAACUGUUGAAGAUGAAAAUGUAAUAAUAAUGAAGUUUAUGGAGGAAGAAACAGAGAGCCUAGGAGCAGUCUCUAUGAUGCAGAAUCCGAUUUUUAAUGAGAUUUCUGAAAAAGGGUUUUUUGUUGGUAGAAAACGUUAUCGGUUCUUUGAUGGUGGCAAGGAGGUAAAGAAGAAAGAUUCCGUUUCUAGCUCAGUUAAAUGCUACUUUGUUUGUACGGAGGGCUUUGCUCGUGUUCUUAAUAAACAUCCUCAUCAGUUGAGUGAUAUGCCAAUCCAAGAAGCCAGGGCCCUAUUCAUGCACAUACAUACUGUAUCCAGUCCAACCAUUUAUAAUAUCAGAUUAUCUCUUAUAUUGUCGAAAGCCAUUACCCUGGAUAUAAAUUACAAUGAUUUGUGCGUUGAAGUCCUUGAAGAUAUAUACUGUCUGAACGAAGAUGGCAGCGUUGCCAAAGAUAAUGAUGGGAAAGUUAUGAUUCUUACUGACGGUACUGGUUUUAUCUCUGAAGAUCUUGCAUUGAGGUGCCCACAUAAUUGUACUAAUGGGUGUGUGAAUAGUGAAGACGACGAUCAGGGAUCUUUAGAAGCUGUUCAAUUUCCACACAACUUUUCUGUAUUAAACGAGUAUAAACCUCCCAAUAAACCGCCUUUGCUGAUUCAAUUUCGCUUGUUCCAUCAAGGCCGGGCUAUCAAAGGAACUGUUCUUGUCAACAAAAAGCUUCCUCCUAAUACAAUUCAAGUUCGACGGUCAAUGCUGAAAGUUGAUAGAGAUGAUGAAAUUCCUAUAGAUGCUCCAGCUGUAAAUUCUUUCGAAGUUGUGGCAACAAGCAAUAAGCCGAAGGUAGCUGGUCUAUCAAAGACUUUGAUUGCACUUCUUCACUAUGGAGGGGUGCCAAGGGAAUAUUUUUUGGCUCUGCUCUCAGAGGCUCUUAAAAAACAACUGGCAGUUUUUCAUAAACCUAAACCAGCCUUAAGAGUUGCCGUUAAUUGGGAUUUCAGUGGUGAUUUUGUACCUGCUAAGAUGGUGGCGUCUGGAAUUCCUCUAGAUGAACCUUUCCUACUAGACUGUUUAUCUGAUAUCGCGAAGGAGGAAAUGAAGAGUCUUAAAGGAGGGAAAUUCUCUGUUAAAGGCAGUUGCUAUGUAAUGGGAACAGUUGACCCUACGGGGACUUUGAAUAGAGGCGAAGUUUGUGUAAUUCUGGAGGAAGGACAACUUUCUGGUCCAGUAUUAGUCUAUAGAAAUCCAGGCACUCAUACAGGGGAUAUACAUGUUGUGACUGCAAGAUACAUUGAGGGCUUAAAGGACGUUGUGGGAAAUGCAAAAUAUGGAAUUUUCUUUCCUUGCAAGGGGCCAAGGUCAAUGGCGGAUGAAAUUGCUGGUGGUGAUUAUGAUGGAGAUAUGUAUUGGGUGUCCACAAAUGCUGAGCUUUUACAGCAUUUCAGACCAAGUGAGCCUUGGAUAUGUUCAACUUCUUCCCCAAUUUUCAAAAAAGUAGCAAGUCUGUCUUCUGGUGAGACAUUAGAGCGUGAACUGUUCCGAUUAUACUUGACUGCUAGGUUCCAGCCAAGUAAGGCAAUGGGUAUAGCAGCAGAUAGUUGGCUAGUGUAUAUGGAUCGAGUGUUGACACUGGGAGAUGAAUGCGCAGAUGAGAAAGCUGCUUUAAGGAGAAAAAUGGAUGAAUUAAUUAACAUAUACUAUGAUGCACUGGACGCGCCGAAAAAGGGAAAAAAGGUUGUGGUUCCUGAACGGCUGAUACCGGAAAAAUAUCCCCAUUAUAUGGGAAGAGGAGAGCAUUGCACUUAUAAAUCCAAGUCUGUUUUGGGUGAAAUUCAUGACAUAGUUGAUCAAUUCAUUACUCCAAUUACAAUUUGGAAACUGAAAUGCUUUGACGUUGAAAUUCCGGAAAUGCACCGAAGAUUUUGGACUGAUCAUUACUCAAGUUACAGAACUGAUAUGCAGAGGGUUCUGAAUGAAUCUGGAAACACAGUUGCAGUUUAUCAGCAUUACCGAAAGGUACUAUAUGGCGGUGUUGAUGAUUUGGAGUCAAGUAAAAAAGAGUGGGAAGAGAUUCGACUUGAGGCCUUGGCAAUAUAUCGUGUUUGCUAUGACUAUGCAAUAGAAAAAAAGGAACCAAAAUAAUGUGGCUUUGCUUGGAAAGUUGCUGGAGAUGCCUUGUGGAAGAUACAUUUGCAGGAUACGGAAGAAAAGUCCUUACUGUUUGCUCCUUCAGUUGUACGCCAGAUGAUGCGUUAGUAUUAUCGAAUGCCUCGCUACUCAUUGUAAAUUACUUGUAAGUUAUGUUUAGAUGGAAGAUCAACGAUGCCAACGCUACUUAUGGUGCGAGGUCUUUUGGGUAUGAUCUGUUAGUCUCCUUAGUCGUGUCACACAACCAUGCUUAGUUUAGCCUUAACUUAGCUCGUUUAUCUUUCGUUUCUUGCAGCCCCCGUUUUUUCCUUAACUGGCCUUUUGUUGAUAGGUAUUUUCCAGUUGGGUUAUUAUCGGGCUCUCUAACUUCGGCUUGUAUGAAGUAUAAGUUUUAUAUCAAGCAAUGUUGCUAUUUUUCUAAGUCACAGUAAUGUAUUAUACUAACUAAAAUUAUCUACUUAAGCU